UCCUUAUUGAUGCCGAGAAUGUGCUGGAUGAAUUUCAGUAUCGAGUAUUGCAGAAGGAUGUAAUGAAGAUAAACGGGAGCUCUCGCAAAAAGCUCUUAAAGGCGAAUUCGAUCUUGCUUUACGACCUGAAGAUGAGAAGACAACAAUGAACAGGAGGGACAUGACCCACUCCUUCGUUAAUCCUUCUAAUGUCUUCGGUAGGGGUGAUGACAAAGAAAAGAUCAUGGAUCUUUUGAUGCAGCUAGAUGCUAGCAGAAAUGUCAGUGUAAUUCCUAUUGUUGGGAUUGGAGGUUUGGGGAAAACCACACUUGCCAAGUUGUCUUUUGAUGAUAAACGGGUAGUUAGUCAUUUUCAAUUGAGAAUGUGGGUGUGUGUUUCUGAGGAUUUUAAUGUUAGAAGGUUGAUAAAAGAUAUCCUUAAAUCUGCAAUUUAUAGGAUUGAUGAGAAUUUUGAUGUGGAUGGAUUGCCAAACAGCUUAAAAGAACUUUUGAAAGAUAAGAAAAUUUUAGAUUAUUUAAAUGUGGAUGAAUUGCAAUGUCGACUAAGAGAACUUUUAAAAGACAAGAAAUUUUUACUUGUCUUGGAUGAUGUUUGGAACGAGAAUCCUAGUAAAUGGAAUCAAUUGGAAGAGUUGUUAAUUGGUGGUUCCAAUGAAAGUAAAAUCUUAGUGACAACACGAAAUAGUUCUGUUGCUACUAUUAUGGACACUACUACCACAUACAAUCUAAAAGGUCUACCCGAAGAGGACUGUAUGUCUUUGUUGGUGAAAUUGGCAUUUAAGGUAGGACAAGAAAAUCAAUAUCCAAACCUCUUAAAUAUUGGAAGAGAAAUUGUCAAAAAAUGUAAAGGGGUUCCAUUGGCCGUGAGUACUUUAGCUGGCCUACUUUAUUCAAAAGUUGAUGAACAUGAGUGGAAAUCUAUUAGAGAUAAUGAGAUAUGGAAUUUAGAACAAAAGGAAGGUGACAUCUUACCCGCAUUGAAGCUUAGUUACAAUCAAUUGCCAUUUCACUUGAAGCAAUGUUUUGCAUAUUGUUCUGUUUUUCCUAAGGAUUAUAACUUCAAUAAUCUUCUAUUGAUUCAAUUUUGGAUGGCACAUGGAAUUCUUCAAUCCCCUGCUAAUGAAAGUCAAGAGUUGGAAGAUGUUGGUGACUUGUAUAUCCGGGAGUUGCUGUCAAGAUCUUUUUUUCAAGAUUUUCAGCAAAAUAUUACCCUUGAUUAUACCUUUAAAAUGCAUGAUCUGGUCCAUGAUCUUGCACUCUCAAUUGCCAAAGGUGAGUGUUCGGUAGUGACCAAGAAGUCUACCCUUGUUGCAGAAGUUUGUCAUCUGUCACUUUUGGAGAAUGGGCAAGAAGUUACAACACAAUUAGAGAAGUUGAGCAAAGUCCAGACUAUUAUUUUCAUAACAGAGCAACCUGCAUCCUUACUUGAAGCAUGUAUCGCAAGAUUUAAGUACUUGCGGUUGCUGGAUCUGAGCAAAUCAUCCUUUGAGGUGUUGCCAAGUUCCAUCGGAAGUUUGAAACAUUUGAGAUAUCUUGACCUAUCAGAUAAUCACAUAAUCAAGCAACUUCCAAGUUCCAUUUGCAAGCUGCACAGUUUGCAAACUUUAGUGCUUGGUGAUUGCAGCAAUCUUGAACGGUUGCCCAAAGGUAUAAGGGACAUAAUCAGCCUCAGGUUUUUGGUUGUUACAACAAAGCAUACUUGCUUGUCGGAUAAGGCAGUAGGUUGCUUGGAUUCUCUUCGAUUUUUGGGGAUAGGUGAUUGUAAGAAUCUAAAAUGUGUGUUUGAAGGGAUGGAGGAGGGGCGCCUCACCAAUCUUCGGACAUUGAUUGUUGGAGGAUGUCCAAGUUUAACCACUUUGUCACUCAGUAUCAAACACCUAAGUGCCCUAGAGAACCUGAUAAUUGAGGAUUGUGAAGAGCUUAGUUUGACGGAUAAAGAAGAGAAUCAAGAUCUCAAGUUAAGCCUCCGAUUGUUGAAGUUUGAUAAUUUACCUAAGUUGGAGGUUUUGCCCCAGUGGCUCCAAGCAUCUGCCAACACUUUACAGCACCUAGAGAUUGCAGAUUGUUGUAAUUUCACCGCUUUGCCUGAGUGGCUGCCACAUCUGAACUCACUUCAGACACUUAGAAUUAAAUAUUGCCCUGUGUUCUCAUCUCUUCCAGCGGGGAUGCAAGAUCUCACUGCACUAAGAGAAUUUCAGAUUGAAGAUUGUCCUAAGUUGAGUAGCAAGUGCAGAGAAGAAGUUAGGCACAGGAUUGCUCAUGUACCAAACAUCGAUUUCGAUGAGGAUUUCGAUGAGGAUAUUGGAAGUUCAUCAAAGAGAGAUGACGACAUCAGCGUAUAUUUACAAGGAGAAGAUGAUGAGGAGUUCAACACAAGUCACAAUCAAUAGAGUCUAAAUGUUGCUCAAUUCAAAGUCACAUGUUCCUUCAUAAUUCAUAAGCAUUUCUUCGUUGCAAUUUGUAUUACAAUAUGUAAAUAAAUAAAUAUUUCCGUUAUUUAAUUUGCUAGUAAGUGAUGUAAAUAAAUAAAUGUUUAUAUUAUUGUAAUUUGUGGUAAA
Molecule: messenger RNA, 2557 nt
Organism: Quercus lobata
Lineage: Eukaryota; Viridiplantae; Streptophyta; Magnoliopsida; Fagales; Fagaceae
Product: putative disease resistance protein RGA3
Exons: 3
Coding region: 146-2389 (747 amino acids)
Molecular function (GO): ADP binding; protein binding
Source: RefSeq, a predicted model, not a curated record